AUGGUGUUCGCUCUGCCAUCAUCAGGCCGACCAACGUUCCGCAUAACGCAUGAAUCCAGGAACAAAGGUGUGGCCAGCAUAAAGUUAAGCACAAGUGAGUCAGCAGCCAGCCAAUGUCUGCCUCGGCCGCAAUACCUGCCACUCCCCCCAGACAACCUCCACAACUGCUCGCUGCCGUAUGUCUCUAUGAACAAUGGUGGGCGGUUAGGCAACAAAAUAUGUCAGUACAUGUCUCUUGCCUUACUCAGGAGUGUGUUUGGAAUGCGGGUUGCGAUUCUGGAAAAUAUGAAUAAGAAUUUAAGAGAAAUUUUCCCAAAACUGAGUCUGCCAGUUGAAGACCCGAAGUGCUUUCAUGGAACCACCUCAAAGGAUAAUUUCUCCACCCUCUACAAGAAGCUUUCUGUACAGAACUCUGCCAACGGUAGAGCUCUAGUUGACUCAAAGCUGCCUCCCUAUCCACUGAGUGAAUCUGUUUAUAUUGACGAUAACCCGUGUCCUUGGUACAUAUUACUUCCGCUAAGGGAUCAGCUUCGUCGGGAGUUGGUUUUUCAUGAUACAAUUCUUAACAAAGCUAAACAGCAACUUAAUCAUGCUGUUAAAAGUCUACUCAACAAUGCUACGAAAAAUAUUACCAUAAUCACCGUCCACGUUCGAAGGACAGACUAUUUAAAUUAUAUAAAAGUCAACUAUAAAUUAACACCACUGAAAAAGAAUUAUUUUCAACGUGCAUUUAAAUUCUUCAGGCAUAGAGUAGCGUCUCCGGUGUUCGCAGUGAGCAGUGACGACCCAGAAUGGUGCAAAGACAACAUCAUGGACAAGGAUGUUGUAUUUGUUGGUACCAAAGAUUCUGUGAUGGACAUGGCCUUAAUGUCCCUGGGAGAUCACCACGUGAUAACCUACGGGACCUAUGGCUUCGUCGGCGCCUGCCUUGGUCGUGGCCUCAUCGUCUACCCUGAUAAUAAAGACAGGCCUACUUUUCCCUGUUUAAACUCUACGAUCUUACAAUCGAUAUCCAGGAAUUAGUUCGUACCAUCAACCAGCUAUUUCAUUAGGAACAUAUGCCUUUUAAAUGAAACAUUGAAUCUGUAGUGAUUUCAUGCUAUGCCUUAUCCAGUAAAUAAGUACUUAAAAAUCA
Messenger RNA from Procambarus clarkii (red swamp crayfish), 1135 nucleotides. Lineage: Eukaryota; Metazoa; Arthropoda; Malacostraca; Decapoda; Cambaridae. The record is from RefSeq and is a predicted model, not a curated record.